GGCGCUGCCGGGGGCACGGCCAUGGCGGAGGCGCGGCCGCUGCGGCUGCUGGCGCUGCACGGGUACCGGCAGAGCGCCCGCCGCCUCCGCCAGCGCACCGGGGCGCUCCGCAAGGCCCUGCGCGGCCGCGCCGACCUGGUGGCCAUCGACGCGCCGCACCCUUUGCCCGCCGGCGCUGAGGACGACCCGGACGGGGACGACCCCCCCCGCGGCUGGUGGUUCUCCGGGCCCGGCACUUUCGAGGCGGGCGAAGCGGCCGCGGCUCCGGCGGGGCUGGAGGAGUCUCUGUCGACCGUGGCGGCCGCGCUGGCGGAGCACGGGCCUUUCGACGGGCUGCUGGGCUUCAGCCAGGGCGCGGCGCUGGCCGCCAUGGUGUGCGCCCUGCGGGCCCGCGGCGACCCGCGCUUCCCGGUGGCCUUCGCCGUGCUGGUGGCCGGGUUCGCCAGCCGCGCCCCGGCACACGGACACUUCUACCGGGAACCCAUCGCCCUGCCCACGCUGCACGUCGUGGGCGACACCGACGCCGUUAUCGCAGCGCCCCUGAGCAGGGAGUUGGCCCAGUGCUUCGUGGAGCCCGUUGUCCUCACGCACCCCGGCGGGCACUUCAUCCCCGCGGCUGCGGCGCAGAAGAAAGCCUACCUGGAAUUCUUGGAACGCUUCUGCCCUGGGCAGGGCCAGGCCGAGAGGGCUGGGGAGGUUUGAGAGUGGGCUCGAAUAAAAAAAGGGCUCUGGUGAGCCAGGUGCAGCCACCCGUGCUGUGAAA
This is a messenger RNA of Hirundo rustica (Barn swallow), 763 nucleotides long. RefSeq names its product OVCA2 serine hydrolase domain containing (gene OVCA2). Gene Ontology annotation, cellular component: nucleus; cytoplasm. Gene Ontology annotation, biological process: response to retinoic acid. The transcript has a single exon. The coding region runs from base 22 to 702 and encodes 226 amino acids. The record is from RefSeq and is a predicted model, not a curated record. NCBI's taxonomy places the organism in Eukaryota, Metazoa, Chordata, Aves, Passeriformes, Hirundinidae.